Messenger RNA from Plasmopara halstedii, 1380 nucleotides. RefSeq names its product camk camk1 protein kinase. Gene Ontology annotation, molecular function: protein kinase activity; ATP binding. Gene Ontology annotation, biological process: protein phosphorylation. The coding region runs from base 1 to 1380 and encodes 459 amino acids. Lineage: Eukaryota; Oomycota; Peronosporomycetes; Peronosporales; Peronosporaceae. The transcript has 2 exons. The record is from RefSeq and is a predicted model, not a curated record.
AUGCCUGUCGUAAGUGUGGGUUUUAUUGGCUCAGGACGUCUUGCCGAAUGUGUUGCGCGCGACCUCAUCAAGAACGUGACGCCCCAGCGCAAGUUUAGCUACAAAAAGCAGCGUCUCGUAUCGACAUUGUUGGCUUCUGAUCCAUCCGAGGAGCGACGUCGCGUCUUCACUCGUUUGGGCUUUACAACUACUGAUACGAAUCAGGACGUACUUGCAGACUGUGAUCUCGUAUUCUUAGGUACCAACGUCGAAGAGCUCUUAUGUCCAGGAGCUAAAGUUAUACGUAUGAUGCCCCAAAGUUACUUGGAAAAAGCAGGUGUUCCUAAAGGUGUAUUACCACCAAGAUCAUGGGCGACAGUUCGUGGUUCGUAUGUAAAUGAUCACGAUUUGGAAAAAGUCAUGCGCAUCGCUGGCAUAAACAAAAGUGUUGAAGUGGAUGAUAGAUCGACUUCGUGGGCCUUAUCGUUAAAAGGUAAGGGACCAAGUUUGAACCGCAAAUGUGUCAAAACCGUGAAUAACCGCGUUGAAGCAAAGCACCAGCUCGACAAUCUUCAUAAGGCGGUUGGAACUGAUUUUAAUGGCACGUAUAAACUUGGAGUACAACUCGGUUCUGGCAAGUUUUCUACCGUAUAUAAGGCUUCUAACCGUAAAACGGGUGAGACUGUAGCAGUAAAAGUUAUCGAGAACAAGACUUUGACUCAAGAAGGAUAUGAAGAGCUAAUUGCUGAAGUCGGUGCACUCAAUCGUCUGAAACAUCACAACAUCAUUUCGGAUUUUGGGUUCUACACUGAAGCUGACAAACAUUUACUUGUGCUUGAAUAUUGCAAUCAAGGAAGUGUUCGCAAUAUGAUAGACGAGCGAAAAAUCUUGUCUGAGCCAGUGGCGAAAGAGAUUCUUAAACAAAUGCUCCUGGCGCUCAAUUAUUGCCACAGUAUGGGUCAAGUGCAUCGAGACAUCAAGGCUGAGAAUGUUUUACUACAUAAGAAUGACGAUGCCUCGUUGAUUGUAAAACUUGCAGACUUUGGGCUGUCAGAAGAGCUGCAAGUGGCCAACAAUGGUCAGGCUACUAUAUGUGGCACUCCACAGUAUCUAAGUCCUGAGUUGGUCUCUGGCCGUCUACAUGGUACACCGGCUGAUAUCUGGAGUACAGGUAUCCUUGCCUACAUGAUGCUAUCAGGUCUGGUACCAUUUGAUGAAGCCAAGAACGACGUUGAGCUGUUUAAACUCAUUAGUCUCGGUGCUGUGUGGUAUGAUCAGCCACAAUGGAAUGCAGUGUCUCCAGUGGCGAAACAAUUUGUACAAAGUAUGCUGGACGUUGUUCCAGAGUCGCGACCGUCAGCUACAGAGCUUUUGAAGCAUGAGUGGUUCCAAGAUGCAUAA